AUGGCAAGGACGCUGACUAUCUUGACGUCUCCAACACCAUUCUCCACUGCUAAGAGCAUGAUCUGGCUGUUACUGUCUCUCCUGCUUCUCUCCCGCCUUGGCCCAGGGAACUCAGUUUCAGAAGCCAGCUCACCCCCACUGGUUGUGAACGGGGUCCUGGGGGAGUCUGUAACUCUUUCCUCAAACUUUACUGCGAAAGAGAAUAUCAUGUCCAUCACCUGGCUUCACAAGGGAAACUCUGUCAUCUUCAUAUCGCCAAAAGAAGCAAAAAUACAGGUGACUGAUCCAAAACGGAAAGAUCAACUGAAUGUCACCAAGUCCUACUCCUUGCAGAUCAACAAUCUGACAAUGGCAGACGUGGGACAUUACCGUGCCCAGAUAACCACAUCAACCUCUUAUCUGAACACCGAUUAUAACCUGCAGAUCUUCAGACGACUGAGCAACUUACAAGUAGCCCAUCACACCAAACGGUCUGAAAAUAAUACUUGUGAGAUCCAGCUGACCUGCUCUGUGGAGAAUCCAAAUGAUAACGUCUCAUUCAGGUGGCAGGUUGCAGGAAAUCCAUAUCAUAGUGAAACAAAUCUCUCUAUAUCCUGGGACCCUAAGAGCCUCAGUGAAGAGACCUACACCUGCAUAGCUGAGAAUCCUGUCAGCUCUUUAUCCUCCUCUGUCUCUGACAAGAGUGUCUGUGAAGGUGUUAUUAAUGGGAAAAAUGAAUACCUGGAUAUCAGAUGGAUUAUCAUUGUGGUUGUUUUGACAUGUAUAUUCUUCAUUGCAUUGAUAUUUAUAUUUGUUCAGAGGAGAAAAGUAGCAGGUUUCUUUCAAUUCUCUACUCAGCAAACCCAGUGUCCUGCAGAGACUGUGAGUAACUUAGAGUACGCUUCCUUCUCUUCAGGGAACACUGUGUAUGCGCAGGUCACCCAUUCAAACAAGGAAACAAAAAGCUCAAAUCCUGUGAAAAACUAUGACUCCACCACAAUCUACUCUGAAGUUAAUCAUCCCCAAGAGAGGAAGACCAUUUAUUCCAAGACAACUGCCCAUCGCAACGUCGUUUUUAGAAGUACCAACCAUGGCAGUCAGAGAAGAAAAGAAAAGAAAUCCAAAUUCGAAAAGAAGUAA
This is a messenger RNA of Budorcas taxicolor (takin), 1119 nucleotides long. RefSeq names its product SLAM family member 6 (gene SLAMF6). NCBI's taxonomy places the organism in Eukaryota, Metazoa, Chordata, Mammalia, Artiodactyla, Bovidae. Bases 1 to 1119 code for a protein of 372 amino acids. The transcript has 9 exons. The record is from RefSeq and is a predicted model, not a curated record. Gene Ontology annotation, cellular component: external side of plasma membrane. Gene Ontology annotation, biological process: positive regulation of type II interferon production; T cell activation; T-helper 17 cell lineage commitment.